AUGGCGUCUGAGCAACCAGGAGCGCCUAUCGGCGACGACAAGCCCAUCAUUCCACCUCCUGCUGCCAACAACGAUGGCACAGGUGGCGACGAGACCGCCACUGCAAUCUUGCGCCAGAAGAAAUGUAAGUCUUCUCCAUGUGCUCCGUCGCCGCUUGCUUUGCCUUUUCAUCGCUGACAUUCCGCUACCGCUGCUGUCACGCAGCUCCGAACAGACUUUUUGUCGAUGAGGCCACCACCGAUGACAACUCUGUGGCUUGCUUCUCUGCAGCCAAGAUGGAAGAGCUUGGUCUAUUCCGGGGUGAUACCGGUGAGUGCAUCAGUCAGAUUUGCUGCGCACUGCUUCCAUUGCUUGCAAAGCUUGGAGCUUGGAUCCUUCCCCGCUCCAUCUACGCAUUGAGCCUGCAGUUUUCACAAGCCAUAGGUCGCAACGGACCUGUCGUGCUGACUUCAAUCGUCCUGCUGCUGUCCACAGUCCUUCUGCGGGGAAAGAAGCGCCGAGACACUGUCUUGAUCUGCUUGACGGCAGAUGACACCGAGGACAGCAAAAUCCGUCUGAACAAGGUUGCUAGGAACAACUUGCGCGUCAAGCUCGGCGACUUGGUCACCGUACAUGCGUGCCACGAUAUCAAGUACGGCAAGCGCAUUCACGUCUUGCCCUUCGACGACAGCGUCGAGGGUCUCACUGGCAACAUCUUUGAUGUCUACCUCAAGCCAUACUUCCUCGAGGCAUAUCGCCCAGUCCGUAAGGGCGACACUUUCACUGUUCGUGGUGGCAUGCGCGCUGUUGAGUUCAAGGUCAUUGAGACGGAUCCUGCAGAAUUCUGCAUCGUCGCGCAAGACACUGUUAUCCACACGGAGGGAGAUCCUGUCAAGCGCGAAGACGAGGAAGCAAAUUUGGCAGAUGUGGGCUACGACGAUAUUGGAGGUUGCAGGAAGCAGAUGGCUCAGAGUGAGUUGGGUAAUCGUGCGGCGAGGUGGCAAACCCAAAUCGAAGGGUGACUUUCCUUGCAACGGUCUUGUCCUGACUCUUUGCUUGCGGCUCCAUUUAUAGUUCGCGAAAUGGUAGAGUUGCCUCUCCGACACCCUCAGCUCUUCAAGGCUAUCGGUAUCAAGCCGCCCCGAGGAGGUGAGUCUACAUAUGACUUUGCAUGACGCGCGGACGAAGGUCUGACUUGUAUACUUCUUGAUCUAGUCCUCAUGUACGGCCCUCCCGGUACCGGUAAGACCCUCAUGGCGCGAGCUGUGGCGAACGAAACAGGCGCUUUCUUCUUCCUGAUCAACGGACCAGAGAUCAUGAGUAAGAUGGCCGGAGAAUCUGAAUCCAAUCUGAGAAAGGCAUUUGAGGAGGCGGAGAAGAAGUGAGUACGCUGCAGCAUCUGAGUCCACAUGGGGCGUUGUGCUAAUUGAGAUGAAUCCAUUGCAUGUACAGUUCGCCUGCAAUCAUCUUCAUCGAUGAGAUCGACUCAAUCGCGCCGAAGCGAGAGAAGACCAAUGGAGAGGUCGAGCGUCGUGUGGUUUCCCAGCUUUUGACCCUCAUGGACGGUCUCAAAGCGCGUUCCAACAUUGUUGUCAUGGCUGCGACGAACCGGCCCAACUCCAUCGACCCGGCACUUCGCCGUUUCGGGCGCUUCGACCGCGAGGUCGACAUCGGCAUUCCUGACCCCACCGGACGUCUCGAGAUUCUUCGCAUCCACACCAAGAACAUGAAGCUGGGCGACGAUGUGGAUCUUGAACAAAUAGCCGCCGACACUCAUGGUUAUGUGGGCAGCGACAUGGCAAGCUUGUGCUCCGAAGCUGCGAUGCAGCAGAUCCGUGAGAAGAUGGAUCUUAUCGACCUCGACGAGGACACGAUCGAUGCCGAGGUGCUUGAUAGCCUUGGCGUCACGAUGGAGAACUUCCGCUUCGCGCUUGGCGUCUCAAACCCUUCGGCUCUGCGCGAGACUGUGGUGGAGGUCCCCACUGUCACAUGGAAAGACAUUGGUGGUCUGGAGAAAGUCAAGCAGGAGCUGCAAGAGACAGUGUCCUACCCUGUCGAGCACCCAGAAAAGUUCCUUAAGUAUGGAAUGUCUCCAUCCAAGGGUGUACUCUUCUACGGCCCCCCAGGUACUGGUAAGACGAUGCUUGCGAAGGCUAUUGCCAACGAAUGCCAGGCCAACUUCAUCUCGAUCAAAGGCCCAGAACUCCUUACAAUGUGGUUCGGGGAAAGCGAGGCCAACGUCCGUGAUGUCUUCGACAAGGCACGUGCUGCAGCUCCCUGUGUCAUGUUCUUCGACGAGCUGGACGCCAUUGCGAAGAGCCGUGGUGGUUCAAAUGGCGACGCCGGUGGCGCUGGCGACCGAGUGAUCAACCAGAUCUUGACAGAGAUGGACGGUAUGAACGCGAAGAAGAACGUUUUCGUUAUCGGCGCUACAAACAGACCCGACCAGAUCGACUCUGCCAUCUUGCGUCCUGGGCGUCUCGACCAGCUAAUCUAUAUUCCGCUGCCUGACGAGACAAGUCGUCUUUCUAUUCUUUCCGCCACUCUCAAGAAGUCGCCGGUGGCCCCCAGCGUCGAUCUCAACUACCUCGCAAAACACACCCACGGUUUCUCUGGAGCUGACUUGGCUGAGAUCUGCCAGCGCGCUGCCAAGCUGGCAAUCCGUCAAAGUAUCGAGGCCGACAUCAGACAAGCACGCGAGCGAGAGGAGAAGAGAUUGGCAGAGGGCGGAGCACACGCCGACGACAUCAAGAUGGAGACCGAUGCGGCCGUAGAAGAAGAGGCUGGCAUCGAUGAGGUGCCCGAAAUCACCGUCGAUCACUUCGAAGAGGCCAUGAAGUUCGCUCGUCGCUCAGUCUCAGAUCAGGACAUCCGAAGGUACGAGAUGUUCGCUCAGAACCUGCAACAAUCUCGUGGUCUAGGAUCUGGCUUCAAAUUCCCCGAUGAGGGUGGUGCAGGUCGUCAAGAAUCUGGUGGCGCUCAGUUCGGCGCGGAUGGCGAUGAUGAUGACCUCUACGCGUAG
Molecule: messenger RNA, 3001 nt
Organism: Ceraceosorus bombacis
Lineage: Eukaryota; Fungi; Basidiomycota; Exobasidiomycetes; Ceraceosorales; Ceraceosoraceae
Source: the annotation of a GenBank genome assembly